UUUUUUUUCACGUGGUUUUUUUAAAGAAGUUUAAAAGGUUCAUUACCCAUUAGGCGUUUAUUAAUUUAAAUUUAAUCAUGCCCAAGGUGAAAACGGAGAAGAAAUCAAGAGUACACAAUGAAGUGCAAAAACAGGGUAUUGUUUUCAACAAGGAUUUUGGUCAACAUAUACUUAAGAAUCCCUUAAUCAUUACCGCUAUGCUGGAAAAAGCGGCACUGCGACCGACUGAUGUGGUAUUGGAAAUCGGUCCUGGCACAGGAAACAUGACAGUCCGCAUCCUGGAGAAAUCCAAAAAGGUGAUCGCCUGUGAAAUAGAUACUCGUCUCGCUGCCGAGCUGCAAAAGCGUGUCCAGGCCACCCCAUUGCAGCCCAAGUUGCAGGUGCUAAUUGGUGACUUUCUUAAAGCCGAACUGCCAUUCUUUGAUCUAUGCAUUGCCAAUGUGCCAUAUCAGAUAAGUUCGCCACUGAUAUUUAAGCUGUUGCUACAUCGUCCCCUCUUUCGCUGUGCUGUGCUGAUGUUCCAACAGGAAUUCGCACAACGUCUGGUGGCCAAGCCGGGCGAUAAGCUAUAUUGCCGCUUGAGCAUUAAUACCCAGCUGUUAGCUCGCGUCGAUAUGUUAAUGAAGGUGGGCAAGAACAAUUUUAGGCCACCACCCAAGGUGGAGUCAAGUGUAGUUCGCCUGGAGCCGAAAAAUCCACCGCCACCUGUUAAUUUUACCGAAUGGGAUGGUCUCACGCGCAUUGCCUUUCUGCGUAAGAAUAAAACCCUGGCGGCCACCUUCAAAGUAAACUCUGUGAUCGAGAUGCUCGAGAAGAAUUACAAAUUGUAUCGUUCACUAAGGAAUGAGCAACUUGAGGAAAACUUUAAUAUGCAAGCGAAAAUAAUUCGCAUUCUUGAGGCACUAGACAUGGCCACGAAACGUGCCAGAUCAAUGGACAUUGAUGAUUUUAUGCGUCUGCUGCUGGCCUUCAAUUCGGCGGGUAUACAUUUUAACUAGUUACGAAAAUGAUUUUUGUUUAAUUUAGCAUAAUUGCAUUAGUUAGUUUCUUUUCUAAUUAACAAUUUAGUAUAUUUGUAUGCAGUUUAGAGUAUACAUAAAAUGUUAAUGCACUUGACUUAACCAUACUUAAGUGAAAGUGCCGAUUUCUGACCAAGAAAUGCUCACCUAUGUUGAUCAUUUAACCAUAUCGUCCAAUAUUUAAAACUUCAGCGUCAGAAUUGGCAGUAAAAUGUAAAUAAAAGUACAUUAUAACGUA
Messenger RNA from Drosophila willistoni, 1257 nucleotides. Its product is annotated as probable dimethyladenosine transferase. The transcript has 3 exons. Gene Ontology annotation, molecular function: rRNA (adenine-N6,N6-)-dimethyltransferase activity. Gene Ontology annotation, cellular component: mitochondrial matrix. Bases 78 to 998 code for a protein of 306 amino acids. Gene Ontology annotation, biological process: rRNA methylation. NCBI's taxonomy places the organism in Eukaryota, Metazoa, Arthropoda, Insecta, Diptera, Drosophilidae. The record is from RefSeq and is a predicted model, not a curated record.